UUCCUGAUGCUUUAGGCUGCCGGAUGUCUGAUCUCCGGAUAACUGAGGCGUUUCUGUACAUGGAUUAUCUGUGUUUUAGAGCACUUUGCUGCAAGGGACCACCACCUGCGCGACCAGAAUAUGACCUGGUUUGCAUAGGCCUCACCGGUUCUGGCAAGACCAGUCUAUUGUCAAAACUCUGCAGUGAAAACCCUGAGAACGUUGUGUCGACCACAGGUUUUAGUAUAAAAGCAGUGCCAUUCCAGAAUGCCAUCUUGAAUGUAAAAGAACUCGGAGGGGCUGAUAGUAUCCGGAAAUACUGGAGCCGCUACUACCAAGGAUCUCAAGGGGUAAUAUUUGUAUUAGACAGUGCAUCUUCAGAGGAUGAUUUAGAAACUGCUAGAAAUGAACUGCACUCAGCUCUUCAGCACCCACAAUUAUGCACUUUACCCUUUUUAAUAUUGGCCAACCAUCAAGACAAGCCAGCAGCUCGCUCAGUACAAGAGAUCAAAAAAUAUUUUGAACUUGAACCACUUGCCCGUGGAAAACGCUGGAUUCUGCAGCCCUGCUCACUGGAUGACCUGGACGCACUGAAAGACAGCUUCUCUCAGCUGAUAAAUUUGUUAGAAGAAAAAGACCAUGAAGCUGUAAGAAUGUGAAAUCUGGCAAAGAAAACGGGUUCCCAAAAGGCCUUGAACCUAUGAUGUUAGUUUCUCGUUUUAUUUUUACUUUGGCAUCAAGACUCUAAAGGCUUCAGUAUCUAUAUUUCUCUAGUUAUUUCAGGCUCUCAUCUCUGUUAAAGUGAAAAUUCUGUAAAUCAGGUGAAUUAUCAUCAGCAUUAACGUCGAGUACACACUACUGAGAGAGAAUUUAUUCUCUGUUUACCACUAAUUAUCGUCACCGCAUGUCUCUUCCUUCUGUUGUUCUGAACAUCUCUUCUAUACUCUGUGCUAAAAUGGAUGGAAUUCAUGGCUCAUGGAAAUCAAAUCUCUUACGAAGGACUCAAAAAGACUCACAGUACCUUGACUAAUUUUCCCUGGGUUUAGGAGUAAAGUAUUGUGUUAUCAGGACUCCACAUAAUAUGUAUAUUGUUUUCAAGACCUUUUGGGGGUUUUAUUUUAUUUUAUCUUAUUUUUGUUUUUUUAGUUUUUUAUAUUCUGACCUUAUACUAUGAGAGAAAAUGAGCACCAAAAACUUUGAUCACCUUAUCAGAAAGGAAUAUCCUGCCAUGUAAAAUUAGCUUUGAAGAAAAAGACAAGAUGCGUAGUGUUUCCUUGAUUACAUCUGAAGUCUCACUCUCUUCUGUCUUUUAAGAGCAAAAACAUUGUUUUAGUUUUUGAGAGGAGUUAGAAGAAAUUUUGUCACAAUGCAUGCAUCAUUGAUUACAUUUGAUCAAGUCCUCAAAUAUUUUUUUAAUGGAAAGAUUAGGCUGCAUAAAGUCAAGCUGCAAUGUAAUACAGGUAUCUUUUUCUAAAAAUCAAGUGUUUGAAAUAGAGAAAAUAAUUUUUAAAAUAAUAGGUAA
Cynocephalus volans (Philippine flying lemur) is the source of this 1501-nucleotide messenger RNA. RefSeq names its product ADP ribosylation factor like GTPase 15 (gene ARL15). The transcript has 5 exons. Bases 24 to 638 code for a protein of 204 amino acids. The record is from RefSeq and is a predicted model, not a curated record. Lineage: Eukaryota; Metazoa; Chordata; Mammalia; Dermoptera; Cynocephalidae. Gene Ontology annotation, molecular function: GTPase activity; GTP binding.